Molecule: messenger RNA, 1245 nt
Organism: Mucor mucedo
Lineage: Eukaryota; Fungi; Mucoromycota; Mucoromycetes; Mucorales; Mucoraceae
Product: homeobox domain-containing protein
Exons: 3
Coding region: 468-1049 (193 amino acids)
Biological process (GO): cell differentiation; regulation of transcription by RNA polymerase II
Molecular function (GO): RNA polymerase II cis-regulatory region sequence-specific DNA binding
Source: RefSeq, a predicted model, not a curated record
GGAUGAUGGUGGUACACUGAUAUACUGGAUUUAUUAAAAGUGGAUUUUUUGACAUGAAAUCAAGCGUAUUUAAAACUCCCCGGUUGUGCUUUUUCAUAUAAUUAAAUUCGAAUCUUAAAAUGAUUAAUUCAUUAAUACACAACAACUGAUGGUAAAGGUCACGCGAUAUGAAAUGAUAUACAACACUGUCAGGACUAAAAAAUAAAAAUACUGAUGCUGUUUCAUCAAAUCUUGAAUAAAUGAAAAGCUAAUUUAGGAUGAUUGCAUCUACUUAUUGGUAUCACUUAAACUUCGGCGGCUGUUUUCCGACUACUUAAAAACUUGGCCCCCUCUUUUUUUUUUCUUUUUAUUAUUUCCCUUUUCCUCUCUCUCUCUCUUUCUCUCUUUAUAUUUUUUUUUUUUUUUUUUUUGCACAUACAUUUAUACACACACACAUAUAUAUAUAUAUAUACAUAUACAUUUUAAUCAUGAAUCGUAUUACAAUCUCACAAAGCCUUCAUGGACAAGAUGAUAAAGGCAAAAGACUCCGUAUUAAAUCACACGAAGCUACAAACAAACCCAAGCGAAAGAGAAUAACACCAUAUCAGUUCAAAAUAUUAUCUGAAUUGUUCUUGAGUACUGAUACACCCAACUAUCAAUUAAGAGAAAAUACAGCUGAAAAACUGAAUAUGACGAAUCGUGAAGUACAGGUGUGGUUUCAAAAUCGUCGAGCCAAAGUAAAUCGAAGUCGUUUGCAAGAACAAAGAAGACAUGACCCAUUUAUAUAUCCUAUUUGCUGGACUCCACCGCAACACCAUCAUCAACAUCAACAUCAACAACAACAUAAUCAACAUAAAUUUACACCAAUGUUUCAAGAAGUUGAGCAUCAUUAUGAUAGUCAAUCUAGUGUAACAUCUUCAAAUUCAUCUACGCCUACCCUGUAUCCCCAAUUAUUGCCGCAUAUGAGACCGAUUGACAUAUUAGCCCUUGCUGCGGAAUAUGUCCAAAGGUGCGAUGAAGAGAAAAGACUGACUGAAGAAAGAAGAAAAUGUUGGAGACCAUGGGACUAAACAAAUAACUUAUCCAUACAAAUAACAACAAAAUGUACACAUUGUAUAUACUACAACAACAACAACAAAAAAAAAGGGUUGUUUUUUUUUAGUGUAUGGCUGAAAAAAAAAAAAAAAUGAAUUAUUAAUAGUUUAUUUCCGCCUCUUUGUACCACCUACUAAAAUAAAAUUAAUAUUACCUUGUUCCUCUUUCAAA